This is a messenger RNA of Aspergillus mulundensis, 1527 nucleotides long. RefSeq names its product Zn(II)2Cys6 transcription factor. Gene Ontology annotation, cellular component: nucleus. Gene Ontology annotation, biological process: positive regulation of transcription by RNA polymerase II. The transcript is spliced from 3 exons. Lineage: Eukaryota; Fungi; Ascomycota; Eurotiomycetes; Eurotiales; Aspergillaceae. The coding region runs from base 1 to 1527 and encodes 508 amino acids. The record is from RefSeq and is a predicted model, not a curated record. Gene Ontology annotation, molecular function: DNA-binding transcription factor activity, RNA polymerase II-specific; zinc ion binding; transcription cis-regulatory region binding.
AUGUCACGAUCUUUCGGCGGUUGCAAGCGAUGUAAGUCACGGCGGCAGAAAUGUGACGAGGAACGUCCUACUUGUGGCCGGUGCAAGUCCGCGGGGACCCAGUGUCGGUAUGCGAUGCAGCUGCAGUGGGGUGGUCGGGCUUUCUCGAGGUCGAGGUUUGGAGCAUGCAUGCAAAAGCUAGAGUACUCCCCGGGAGAAUUCAUCUAUACCACCGCUACUGCAUCGCCGACAACACCGACAACACCAAUCUCACCGGUUUCUCCAACCGCGGUCACCACGAUCACCGCGCCCUCUACACCUCUUACACCACCAGCCAUCACACUCCCUAAAUCUGUCGACCCGUUCUCCUCCCUUAAUACCAACCAGAAAUCCCUCCUCCACCACUUCCUCUCCGAUGCCUCACAAAUCACAGCCUGCCACUCCGGCAUGCAACAGGAGAUCUGCCGCAUGCUCGUGCCAAUGGCCCUGCAGACUCCGUCGCUACUGUACGCGACAAUGGCGCUUUCCGCAAUUCACAUCCAAGCCCUCAACAACCAGACCGAGAACGUCAAAUCAGCACCGGACAUUGCGCGAUUGAUGGCGAUGAGUUUAGAGCAUUUCCGCAAGGAGCUCCAGAGUCCGGGUACAAGAGGGACAGAUGCGUUGCUGGCAACAGCACGCACGCUUUGUUUGGCAGAGAUACACUCUGGUGCAAUUCAGCCAAAUUCAUGGCGGGCUCAUAUCGAGGGUGCGCAGGCUUUGAUGAUCGCGGCUCGUGGGAAGGACGGGUGGGCUCCGGACUCGUCGGAGGGCUUCCGCAGAUAUCUGGAUCGGUGGUAUCGGUCGAUUGUUUCGUUGACAGCAUUGACGGGGAACGGUCCGCCUAUUGGUGGCGUCACUUGCCAGACUAUCUCGACUCCUGUCAGUCCGAACCUGGACACACCAGACUAUCUUGAUGACUACUGGGGCUUCACCGUGAGUCUGUCGGCUGUGUUCCGUGGUAUUGGGGCAGCAGCCUGGCAGACUCCCCCGGAUCAACCAGCAGAUGCUGAGGAAGUAACAGCACUGGAAUCGUCAGUUCUUGAGCUGAUUGACGAGGGAGAGCGGGUACCCCCGACGUUCUAUCCGGGCGUCGCUGAGGGCUUGUCAAACGAUCAUAUUGUCCGGUUCACAAUGUGCAACGUUGCAUUUCAGCACAGCGCGCUGAUUCAGAUCGAGCGUCGACUCCGCCGGGCACCGGCGUCCUCACCCGCGGUACAGCGCUCCGUUAAGAAAAUCAUCGAGUGUACCGAGCAGAUAGGGCCGUCACCAGGUCUUAGCCCGUGGACGAUGCUUACGACGCCAUUGUUCAUAGCCGGCUGCGAGGCACAGGGUUACGACCGGGAUCGUGUUCGACAGCUGUUGACACAGUUGUACAAUACCAUUCGCGUGCCGAAUGUGUUGCAGUCGCUGAAGUUCUUGGAGGAGUACUGGGCUCACCAGCUGGAUGAGAAUGAGAGUUGGAAUCGGUUCCUAGAUCGGAUGCGGUUUGACUUUAUUCCUUACUAG